GGAUAAAUGGAGACUGAAAACCAUACAACAGUGACAGAGUUCAUUAUUCUGGGACUAACAGAUAAUCCCACACUGCGUGCCAUCUUCUUUGUGAUUUUUCUAGCAGUUUAUAUAGUUACCAUAGUGGGAAAUAUUAGCAUAAUCAUUUUAAUCCAAAGCAGCCCACAACUUCGCACCCCAAUGUACCUUUUUCUCAGCCAUUUGGCCUUUGUGGACAUUGGGUAUUCCACAUCAGUCACGCCAAUCAUGCUUAUGAGUUUCUUAAGAGAAAGAACUACUAUCCCUGUCACUGGCUGUAUAGCCCAGCUUGGCUCUGAUGUCACUUUUGGGACCACAGAGUGCUUCCUGCUGGCCACCAUGGCCUAUGAUCGCUAUGUGGCCAUCUGCUCUCCCCUGCUCUACUCCACACAGAUGUCCCCCGUGGUCUGCUUCCUCCUACUGGGGGCCUCCUACCUGGGUGGAUGCAUGAAUGCUUCAUCUUUUACAGGCUGUUUGAUGAAUCUAUCCUUCUGCGGACCAAAUAAAAUCAAUCAUUUUUUCUGUGACCUCUUCCCACUUUUGAAGCUUUCUUGUGGUCAUGUUUAUAUUGCUGAAAUCUCUCCUGCCAUCUCCUCUGCCUCAGUCCUUAUAAGCACACUGUUCACCAUAAUUGUGUCCUACAGCUACAUCCUGCACUCAAUCCUGAAUAUGCGAUCAACUGAAGGGAGGAAGAAGGCUUUCUCUACCUGCACGUCCCACCUCACAGCAGUCACUUUGUUUUACGGGACAGUUUUGUUUGUUUAUGUGAUGCCCAAAUCGAGCUAUUCAGCUGAUCAGGUCAAAGUGGCAUCUGUGAUCUACACAGUGGUGGUCCCCAUGUUGAACCCCCUCAUCUACAGUCUGAGGAACAAGGAAGUGAAAGAAGCCAUGAGAAAACUAAUGUCUAGAACACGUUGUUUUUCCUAA
Messenger RNA from Equus quagga, 945 nucleotides. Its product is annotated as olfactory receptor 481. Gene Ontology annotation, cellular component: membrane. Gene Ontology annotation, biological process: G protein-coupled receptor signaling pathway; sensory perception of smell. The coding region runs from base 7 to 945 and encodes 312 amino acids. The record is from RefSeq and is a predicted model, not a curated record. NCBI's taxonomy places the organism in Eukaryota, Metazoa, Chordata, Mammalia, Perissodactyla, Equidae. Gene Ontology annotation, molecular function: olfactory receptor activity; G protein-coupled receptor activity; odorant binding. The transcript has a single exon.